Serpula lacrymans var. lacrymans S7.9 is the source of this 4359-nucleotide messenger RNA. RefSeq lists its product as uncharacterized. Gene Ontology annotation, cellular component: sulfite reductase complex (NADPH). The transcript has 9 exons. Bases 1 to 4359 code for a protein of 1452 amino acids. Gene Ontology annotation, biological process: amino acid biosynthetic process; sulfate assimilation. NCBI's taxonomy places the organism in Eukaryota, Fungi, Basidiomycota, Agaricomycetes, Boletales, Serpulaceae. Gene Ontology annotation, molecular function: FMN binding; sulfite reductase (NADPH) activity; heme binding. The record is from RefSeq and is a predicted model, not a curated record.
AUGUCGACGGCCACCUCUGCAGUGGCCCGUAUAGCCUUUCUGUCUUCCGACACGCUUGUAUAUUCACAGCCCACGCUCUCAGCACCCUCCCCAUUCCCAUCUCAAUUCACUUCUCUAUCUACAAAGUCUGAGCGACGACCUACUGUUAUUGCUGUCCCGUCUGGAGCCGAUCCCGGCUCUACGCUUUUGCGAAAUAACUCGGGCAGCCUUCUUUCUUUUGCAGCACCGUCGGUGUCCCAGACUGUCAUAAGACUCGUUCUCCAUGCCGCAGAACUAGCUUCCCUACCACUCGUCCUUCAUCUCUCCGUUAAAAACGACCUCUCCGACGUGCUCUUGCUCCGCUCAGCCGUUCCCUUCUUCAUCAUCUCCUAUAAUGCCCAACAAGCUCACGACAAUGCACUCCUGGCUUCACGUCUGGCACGGACUGAGAAACAGGCUGUGGUUCAUGUCUUUUACGAGGGUGGUGCGGACGAUGUUGUGGAUGAAAUCGCUGAGGACCAUGUUCAGCCAUUCCUUCUCGCUGGCAAACCGUCGACCACGAACGGCCAUUCGAACGGGAAUGGUGUAGCUGCGAACGGGAAUGGUCAUGCUAAUGGUUCAAAUGGCUACCACUCUCCAGACCCAUCUGCUUCCAGUGAAGCGACAGCGCUGAACCUACUCAAGACAUACGAGUCGGCAGCUCUCACCACUGUCAACACUGUCCGACGCACUGUGCAGCCCAUUACAAAGCUCGGGUCCAGUGAACCACACACUGUCAUAUUCACUCUCGGAAACGUUCCUGAUUCUCUCCAUCUCGAUGGGGUAUCUUUCGUUUCGGUUGGCUUGCUCACUCCCCUAUCCCCAUCUCGCAUACUUGAAGCCAUCCCGACGUCCGUAACCCAAAUAAUCGUCCUGGAACAGCUCCAUCGCUGGAAUACGAAAUGGACACCUCUCUAUCUCGAUAUCGUGGGUGCCAUACAUCAGCGCGAAUCUGGGCAAUGUCCGCAGAUCCAGGAAGCAUACUUCAAUGAGCCCAGCCAGUUCACUCCCGUCAACGUGUUGAAAUUAAUACAAACAGCAUCAUCGCAGCCAUCGUCUACUCCUCUGCACUUGGGUGAAGCUGCUGUCGCCGCCCCACAACCUUCGCUUGAAACCCCUCACGUCCCGAAACACGAAGCUUCUUACACAAAGAUAUUGGCACAUCUAUUUGGAGAGAGGUUGGAAGUCUCUAACUCACCUUCCCUAGUCCCUCAACAAGGUGCGAUAGCGACCAGUCCGGAAUAUGCAUUGGGUCGGGUUCGUGGGCAGGUGGAUCAGCGUUCCGAGCUCGUUCGCGCUGUCCAAAAGCUAAUGGAAUCGAAGGACAUUGACGAGGAGCUUCACAAACUUCUCAGUGGGUGGCUGCUCGCUAAGGAUCAUGGUACGAAAAGUCGGGAGCUGGGCAAGCAGAUCAUCUCAGCACUGGAAUCGUCCAAAUCAUUCAUCCCAGCCGCCGACCGCAUUCUCGCGCUGCGCAACCAGUUCCCUGCGCCCUCUAGAUGGAUCAUUGGCUCAGAUGCUUGGUCUUAUGACCUUGGUUCGUCAGGGCUGCACCACGCCAUUGCCUCUGGCCUCGACAUCAAUAUCCUGAUACUCGACACUCUUCCAUACUCGUUACGCAACUCUGGUGACCCGCAUCGCCGCAAGCAGGACGUUGGGCUGUAUGCUAUGAACCACGGAGACGUUUACGUUGCGAGUAUCGCUGUCUACUCGUCGUACUCUCAGGUGUUGCAGUCCCUCGUGGAGGCUGACAGACACAAGGGCCCUAGUGUUGUCCUGGCGUAUCUUCCAUAUCAGACUGAAGAUUCGUCAGCUUUGGAUGUACUGAAGGAGACCAAACUCGCCGUUGAUGCUGGCUAUUGGCCGCUGUACCGAUGGGAUCCCGUGAAGGAGCAGCAAGGCAAAGAGCCAUUUACCCUAGACUCGGACGCGGUUAAGAAUGAUCUGCAGCAAUUCCUUGACCGCCAAAACCACCUGUCGCAGCUCGUCCGAUCCAAACCUCAGCUCGCAACUGACAUUGUCAGCAGUCUAGGCGAAAACGUGAAAGAGGCCAGAAGACGUCGCGCACAACAGACAUACGACGAUCUCCUGACAGCGUUGGAUGCACCCCCGUUGUUGGUUUUGUAUGCCUCGGAUGGCGGUACGGCAGAGAAGUUCGCAAAGAGGCUCGCAAAUCGGGGCAAGGCGAGGGGGUUGACGACGACUGUGGCUACGAUAGAUUCGAUGUCUCUGGACAGUCUUGCUCAGGAAGAGUUCGUCGCCUUUGUCACAUCUGUUGCUGGACAAGGAGAGCCUCCGCAGAAUGGUAGAACGUUCUUCAAGGCGAUCAACGCAGCCGCCGGUCGAGGCGAACGGCCUUUCUCCAAGCUUCGUUACUCCGUUUUCGGCAUGGGCGACAGUCACUACUGGCCUCGACCGGAGGACGCUCACUAUUACAACAAGCCUGGAAAGGAUCUUAGUGCUCGUCUGGAGCAGCUGGGAGGCGAACGCUUCGGUGACCUCGGUCUCGGUGACGAUCAAGAUGCAGAUGGCCCCGAGACUGGGUAUAAGGUCUGGGAGCCCCUAGUCUGGAAAGCCUUAGGUGUCGACUCGAUCGAGGUCCAGGAAGCCGAACCUGAGCCUAUCACCAACGAGCAUAUCAAAGCUGCAUCUGGGUUCUUGCGAGGUACGAUUGUCGAAGGCCUCGAGGACACUACCACCGGCGCACUAGCAGCCAGCGACACCCAGCUGACAAAGUUCCAUGGUAUCUACCAGCAGGACGAUCGUGAUAUCCGUGACGAGCGACAGGCGCAGGGGGUCGAGCCAGCUUAUAGUUUCAUGAUUCGUGUGCGUAUGCCGGGAGGAGUUUGUAAGCCUGACCAGUGGUUGGAGAUGGAUCAGAUUGCGGACGAACAUGGAUGUGGGACGUUUAAGAUUACGACUCGCCAGACCUUCCAGUUCCACGGUGUCAUUAAGAAACACCUAAAGCCUUCCAUCCAGGCUAUCAACAGAGCGCUGCUGGACACCCUGGCCGCGUGUGGUGACGUUAACCGAAACGUGAUUUGCUCGGCGAUUCCUUCGUUAUCGAAACUUCAUGCCCAAGUCUACCAAUUCUCGCAGGAUGUGAGCACCCAUCUGCUUCCACGCACUACGGCCUACCACGAAAUCUGGCUUGAUAAGAAGAUGGUUGCUGGCGAGGCUGUCAAGGAUUUCGAGCCUCUCUAUGGAGAAUUCUAUCUUCCUCGUAAAUUCAAAAUCGCAGUCGCCGUUCCUCCUACCAACGACGUCGAUGUAUUUGCCAAUGACCUGGGUUUCAUUGCCAUCGUAGACAAGUUUGGUGAACUUGCUGGCUUCAAUGUCACGAUCGGAGGAGGUAUGGGUGUCACACAUGGCAACAAAAAGACCUAUCCUCGUGUAGGCGAUGUCAUCGGUUUCUGUACUGUUGAACAGGGCCCUCUUGUUGCAGAGAAAGUCAUGCUUGUCCAGAGAGACAAUGGUAACAGAACUGAGCGUAAGAACGCCCGUUUGAAAUACACGAUUGACAGAAUGGGCUUGGACGUGUUCAAAUCCGAGGUAGAGCGUCUUCUAGGCUACUCCCUACCCCCUGCACGCCCAUACACCUUUGACCGAAACAUCGACGACUUCGGUUGGAGCACGGGUCAGAAUGGAAAGCACCACUUCAUGCUCUUCAUCGAAAAUGGCCGCAUUCAAGAUGAGCCAGGUCGUGACUUCAAAACUGGUCUUCGCGCCGUUGCGAAGAUACACAAGGGGACAUUCCGAUUGACUGCAAACCAGCAUCUCGUCAUCGCUGAUAUAGCGUCGGCAGACCUUCCUCAGAUCAAAAGUUUGCUAUCGGAGUACAAGCUAGAUAAUCUGAAUUAUACGGGUCUUCGUUUAUCGUCGUCUGCGUGUGUGUCGUUCCCGACAUGUGGUCUUGCCAUGGCUGAAUCCGAGCGGUACUUGCCCAUCUUGAUAGACAAGGUCGAAAAGAUGUGUGAAGAAAAUGGACUGCGUAAUGAUUCAAUAGUGAUGCGUAUGACUGGCUGUCCUAAUGGAUGUGCACGACCAUAUGUUGCUGAGGUUGCUUUUGUUGGUAAAUCGCCUGGAACCUACUCCAUGCUGCUCGGCGGUGGCUACUACGGCCAACGUCUCAACAAAAUCUAUCGGGAAAAUGUGUCUGAGCCUGAAAUGCUUGCUAUCCUUGGGCCGAUGAUUAAACGAUAUGCUCUUGAGCGUCAGGACGGUGAGCACUUUGGAGAUUUCGUGAUCAGGGCUGGAUACAUCGCGCCAACGACGUCUGGCAAAGAAUGGUAUGAGGGUAUGGGAGGCGAGGGCGAGUACCGCGAGAAUACUGUAUCAUAA